This is a messenger RNA of Myiozetetes cayanensis, 6087 nucleotides long. It is a transcript of the gene NR1H3, whose product is annotated as nuclear receptor subfamily 1 group H member 3. The transcript is spliced from 9 exons. Bases 2933 to 4303 code for a protein of 456 amino acids. Gene Ontology annotation, molecular function: RNA polymerase II cis-regulatory region sequence-specific DNA binding; zinc ion binding; nuclear receptor activity. NCBI's taxonomy places the organism in Eukaryota, Metazoa, Chordata, Aves, Passeriformes, Tyrannidae. The record is from RefSeq and is a predicted model, not a curated record. Gene Ontology annotation, biological process: lipid metabolic process; negative regulation of inflammatory response; negative regulation of transcription by RNA polymerase II.
GGUGAUUACUCUUCAUUGUGCCAUUUCACUGACGCUCAGGGUGCUAAGGUCCACAGAUUUGUCAAGACAGGUAUUGACUGGAAGUAAACCUUGGAUCAUGGGUCAAAGAGAAGUGCUCUGUCUCCUGAAACUUUCUUCCGCUCUUUUUCCUAAAGGGACAGCUGGGCCCUUCCUUUACAAGGCUUUUCUUGAGGGAGUCUCUGACACUGAGUCACGUUUCUGACUAACCGUUUGGAUCACUGUGUGUCAGACAGUUUCUGGCUAUGACUGCAGGUUAUGUUUGUCUGUAGGGAAGAGUCCUCUCAGAUCUGCUGCUUGUUCCAAGGUGUGUGGAGUAUCUGCUGUUCCCUGGGUGUCAGAGAGAAGGCUAUACCUGAGUAGAAACAGAAGGAAAAGUUGUUUUUUCUUCUUCUAGUGAGUAGUGGUCUUGAUUUUUUAAUUAUGUGAGUCUUAAUCAAGCCAUAACCCCCUUGCUGGGAUAGAAACAGAAAAAUGUAUCUUACCUUUUAGUUACAAAAGCAAAAACUAUUUGAAAACUUCAGCCAAGAGUUGCUAAGCUCAACCCUUCUUUCAUUUGGGCUGUGGAAAGAGGGCAUCGGAUGUGGUACACAUCGUGCCAGGACCAGGUGGAGUUUGGCCUGGCUGCGCUGCUCUGUUAUCACACCUGUGGCACGUUCACCAGAAGAUACUGCUACCUCAAGACUUCUGAAGGCAGACUGGCUUCCUGGUGUGACCCCUUCUGAGAUCACUUGCGGUAAUACCUCGUUCUCAUACGUGCAUGUGCUCGUGCAUCUCCUUUUGCUGGAGAAAAGCAGGGAUAAAAAUAUUUAACGACCUUCUUCCACCUCUCCAAAUAAAAGAUGGGGGAAAUAAACCCAACCAGCCUCAGGUAGGAUAGAACAUGGGUCAUUGCAGAGAUGCUCGGAGGUUCUGUAGCUGCCAGAGGAAACUUGCAGCUACUCGUGUUGUGAAGGGAUGCAGGGAGAAGUACCAUAGCAGGGACUAUAUAUAUAUAUGUAUAUAAAUUGCCUAAUCUAAAAAAAACAGAGGCAGGAAACUUUAUUGCAGAAUUAGUGUGUCCUGGCAGUGUGCCUUGGGUUACGGUCAUUGGCUGUUUCCAGUUACUGCUGCUGCAGCUCCCUGUGCCGUGUCAGCAUGUUUCCCUUACCAGCUGGCUGUGCAGGAGGGAGGCAGGCAGAGGGUGUGUGGGACAGGCGUGCAGCCCUACAAGUACAGAGCAUUUUUGUUGCCUUAUCCCCAUCUCCAUCCCUGUCUCACACCUGCAGGAAGAGUCAUGUUUCCAGGGCGUUAAAGUGCAUUUGAUUGCUAUGACUUUCUCUUCCUUUCUCUCGGAUUAGUCCUCGCAACUCCGUGCGCUUGUUCUGUGGUAAACAGAAGGAUUAAUAUUUUGUUGUUGUUAAAUGUUUGAUCGAGCGGUGACAGUCUCAGAGCUCAAAAGUCAUAUCUCUUGUAAUUAGAUCUGGUCUGUGAUUUGUAUGGCUAUCAAGAUUGACAGGUUUUAAAAUUUUAAGUUUAGAAUAUAAGAUCUUUAACUGUUGCUGUUUUUCAGAAGUGACCCCAUCUGCUCAUCUGCCUAAGGGAGAGUAUGGAAUAUUAUGUGCUUUGUCUUAGAUGCGUUGAAGGGUGAUCCUGCUUUCUGCUGUGGAAGCAGCUGCUGUGAAAGUCUCAUUGUUGCAGAUGCGUGGGUCUUUGCAUGUUGAAUAGGAAAGCUUAUCAGAUUGUUUGUCAGUCUCCCUCCUUUCCCUCCCCCACCAGUAAUAAGAUUGACACACCUGACAGUCUUGGAGAAACAUCGGUCUUCCACAACUGAGGUGAAGCCUGUCAUAGAUGUCCCUGCCUGUGGUAGGGGGGUUGAACCUAGAUGAUUUUUAAGGCCAUUCCAACCCAAACCAUUUUAUGAUUCUGUACAAAGAUAUCUUGUUUCUCUGGGGGAAAACAUUCUGCUGGUCUGCAGUAAGGUAAGUUACCUUGUUUUCCUUACAGCCUAAUAAUUUAGGAAGGCAGAAUUGCAUUCUCUUGGCUGUGGAAAUUGUCUUAGUGGAAAAGAACUUAAUCUUAGGAGGGAAUUAGGGGAGUGCUUCCUGCUGACAGGUACAGGUCUGCAUUUAGGCUGCAAACAGGUUGAACUUUGUCAUUAGAUCAUAUUUCUGCUAAUAUACAAGUACAUUUGACUUACCGUUUUCAUUGUGGUUACUGCAGGUAGAAGCUGUAUUGUAGUUACUUUGCGUUUGAGAGAUGUGUAUAAUACUGUUAAAAGAGGCUGUCCAUGUUCAGUCAGACCUUAAAAAUUUAUCAAUUAAAAAUGGUACAAUGGCUUACUUUAGCACUCCUGUGUUGUUUUUGUUCUGUGACUUCCUGCUCAGGACAAAAUACCUUUUUUCCAUUUUUGGAUCAUAUACAAAUUCCUUUCAUGUGUCCUCACUAAAAAGGAGACACCCCUGGAGCUAUUGCAGCUUGUACCUUAGGUUUGGAGAUCUCAAAACUGUUAUUUCCUGUAAGGUAAAAUUUGAGUGUCAAAAAUUGAGUGUCAAAAAGAAAACCUUAAGGUGAUAUACUCAAUUUCAGUAUUAUUCCAUAAAUAAUUUUGAAGUAAACAUUAUCAAGCCUUUAAGUAUCUUAUUUGGGGAGGGCAAAGGCUAAUAGAGGAGAGCAGAGCACUGCAGACCUUCCCAGUAGGUUUAAUAAGGGGAACAGAUAAAUGUUUUAGUGGGAAGCUGUUGACAAAAUUAAAAGAAAACGUUAGAGCAUAAGAAAUCUAAUUCUUGUUUUGAACAGGCCAAAACUAAUGUCUCUAGGAUUAAGUAGGAGAACUACCUCGUGGGAUGCGAGAAUUGAAGCAAUUUAAAAGCCAUGCUGCAGAGUCAGGUUGUAUUGUGUGCUCAUAGAAACCUCUCCGAGAUGUAAAGAUAAGAUGUUAGGUACUUCCUUUCUGACUUUGAGUAGCAGAGAAAAAGCUAAAGACCUUGAAGAAAGACGCCUACGGCCCCUUGCUUGGCAGAAACAAUGCUGCAGCGAUGAGAUUACAGUGAGCCCUUCCUGUGUGGCCUCCAUGGGUCCCACUCAACUCAGCACACAGGAUCAUGGGAAGAGGGUGGCAAGUGUAUUUGAGAUGGAGGAGGAAGGGCUUUCGCUCUUCCCUGGCUCAGAGAACCCCCCUGAGCAUGCAGCAGAAAAUCCCCCCUUGAAGCGGAAGAAGGGCCCAGCCCCUAAGAUGCUGGGAAAUGAAGUGUGCAGCGUGUGUGGGGACAAGGCCUCUGGCUUCCACUACAACGUGCUGAGCUGUGAAGGCUGCAAGGGCUUCUUCCGCCGCAGCGUCAUCAAGGGAGCGCAGUACGUGUGCAAGAACGGCGGCAAGUGCGAGAUGGACAUGUACAUGCGUCGCAAGUGCCAGGAGUGCCGGCUGCGCAAGUGCCAGGAGGCGGGCAUGAGGGAGCAGUAUGUUCUGUCUGAAGAACAGAUCCGACUGAAGAAACUGAAGAAGCAGGAAGACGAUCAGGCUCGGACAGUUGUGGUGCGUCCAAACCCUCCGAAUCCGCCAAGCCCUUCCCACAAACUAACGCCGGAACAGCUGAACAUGAUAAAAAAGCUUGUGGCUGCUCAACAGCAGUGCAACCAGCGCUCAUUCACAGACAGGCUCAAAGUGACGCCAUGGCCUCAGAUUCCUGACCCUAAUAACCGUGAAGCGAGGCAGCAGCGUUUUGCUCACUUUACAGAACUUGCAAUUAUCUCUGUGCAAGAGAUCGUGGACUUUGCCAAGCAACUACCUGGCUUCCUGGAGCUCACCAGGGAAGAUCAGAUUGCUUUACUGAAGACAUCUACCAUAGAGGUGAUGUUGCUGGAGACAUCUCGGCGCUAUAAUCCAGAGAUUGAGAGCAUCACCUUUCUUAAGGACCUGAGCUAUAAUCGGGAUGACUUCGCCAAAGCAGGUCUGCAGUUUGAGUUCAUUAACCCCAUCUUUGAGUUCUCAAAGGGAAUGAAUGAGCUACAGCUUAACGAUGCUGAAUAUGCACUUUUAAUUGCCAUCAACAUUUUCUCUGCAGACCGACCGAAUGUGCAGGACCAGUCCUUGGUGGAGAGGCUGCAGCACACCUAUGUGGAAGCCCUUCAUUCUUACAUUUGUAUCAACAGACCAAAUGACCGCCUGAUGUUUCCACGGAUGUUAAUGAAGCUGGUCAGUCUUAGGACACUAAGCAGUGUCCACUCUGAACAGGUGUUUGCCCUUCGGCUGCAGGACAAGAAACUCCCUCCUCUGCUCUCAGAAAUCUGGGAUGUGCAUGAGUGACCGCAUGCUCCCAGAAUGCUGACGUGCUGACAUAAUGCCAUCUCCCAGCCUUUGCUAAUGAGAAGCCAGCCUCCCCUCUCCAAAGCACUGAACCCUGGGCUAGGCAUGCAGGGAGUGAUGAGCCCGGGGUUUCAGUGUUGUCAUGAGACUAUGCAGGAGGCAGCUGGGGUAGAUCAGAUGGAGGGGUUGGUUUUGAUGUAGAGCCCAUACCCCAAAGGAAUAACGUGAAACAUUUGAAAACGGUAGAAAUGAAGACUUCCUCCUGCCCCCCAACUCCUCUUUCUUCAGAGUCUUUCUCUUCUCUAAGCAUAUGCUGAAGGUUUGCCCUUUGAUCCUCUUCUCACUGAUUAUGAAAAUGAAUUUGCAGGAACUUGCCAAAAGCUCUCUAUUGAGAGUAAUCCAGCUCGAAAGGCUUCUGCAGGGUCCCCAGUGUACCUGGAUCUGAGAAGCUCAGGGAAGUCAGUGUGGAUGUUCUAUGGGUUUCACUGGGUUUCCUAUAAAUAAAAUCUCUUGAAUGUGCUGCCCUCUACAAUGAUUCCAAGAGAAGUAGCUUUUAUUUCUUUAUUAUGAGACUUCAUCUCUAGAGCUGCCCUUUAUUCUGGCCCUCCUUUGGAAAAAGGAUUCCUCUAAUAUGUAGUGCCCUUUGUCUAACAGGGAGAUUCUCUGGGUAGGGAACAUUUGUACAUCAGAAAGAUGUCAGGCAUAAAGUAGUAGGCUUUUUUUUAAUAUAAUGCAUCACAGUUUUAUCUCAUGGUUCUCAGACAGUUCAAUUUACCUUUGAUUUGCUAACAGCUGGAAAACUUUAGUUCAAAACAGAUCAGGGCAUAGAUUUUUAUCUUUAGGGGUGGAAUAGAAGAAAGGUGGGAAGGACUGGUACCUAGGUGAGGUAGGUGUGGUGGAAGGAUCUCAAAAACUUCCAAGAAUCUGAAGCAUGUGGUAUGUUUUCCAAGGUGGGUGUGAAGAUGUAUUGGCCAAGGAGAGAGGACACACUGCAUUUAGUGAAAUAUGCGGGCAUUGCAUAAGCUAUGGGCUGCACAACUCUCAGAUCAUGGGCUGCAGGAAUAUUGGGUGUAAUCAGAUCCACUUGUGUUGUCUUCCUUUUGCCAAAGUCUUUCCAAGGUUUUAGGAAUGAUAAUGGGAUAUGGAGGUCCCUCCUGUAUGAGGAGUGCCAACUGCUUUAGAAGGACACUUUGGUCUUGUAUCCUUUCUUCACUUGGGGCACUGUGAGAUCCACACCGGAUUUAUGCUCCAAAUUUUUAAGUAUCCACAUUCAUAAGUAUUCUAGAAUUUACAGCAAUAUUUUGUCUGACAGAAGAGAAAUAUACUGUUGUAAAACAUGUUCCUUACUUUCCAAGAAACAACAUCUUAUAGCUGAUCUCAGAGAUGUAACCUUAAGUAUCCUGGUAGCUUGGUCUCAUGAGUCUUCUCUGUCAUAGGGGUCUUUGUUUGCUUGCCCGGUGAGUAUCCCAAGAGCAUAGGUUCACAUGGCUCGGGGUUUUUUGUUUGUCUGUUUUUUGGUUUGUUUGUUGUUGUUUUUUUUUGGCUGUGUAUCUGAGCGCUAUGCCCGUGGUGAGGGUAUCGUGUCCAUUUUGCACUUGAGGUUGGUCCCCUGCCACUGGCCUUCACUCUGCACCUUUGUAAAGCACUUGUAACAAUCUGUAAAAUAAUCUGUUGUUUUUUAUAACUCAUUGCAAUUGCAAAAAUUCUUGUUUAAAUCUGUAUUUUUAACUAAUCUGUUUGAGAAAUGUUAAUGUUUAUAUAAAAGAAUAAAGCCUAAUACAGGA